UCGCGAGACUUCCGCCGACCCUAAGAGGAAAGGUUUACCCUGCCGCUGCCUCCGGGCUAGGGGAGGCAACGAAGUAAUAAUCCCAGGGGAAAUCCCAUUUCUGGGUUCUUCCCACCUGCCCCGAAGCCGAAUGCUGCCCAGAGAUGAGCCCACAGCGCUUGGCGUCAGAGCUCUGUGGAUGGUCGGACUUCCAAACCACCUGCCUCCGCCGUGGGUCCGACUCCCCACGAGCUGGCGCCGCCCUCCCCACCUGGGAUGGCUAGGGGCGGGGCCUGGGUAGCGGCGCGGUUUCCCGGGUGACGGCCGCGCGGAAGAGGCGGGGCUAGGGCCCUGGUCUCCACUGCCCGGCUCCUGGGGGCCGUGACCGGGAAUAGCGGCCCCCGAGAGUCAGGCAGAAGCGGGGCAGAAGGGACAGCGCCAGAGGCCAGUGCUCCCAACCCAGUAAUUCCAGUCUCUGACUGGCGGCAGAACAAGGGUGGGGCUUGGGAGAGGCCGGCGAACGCGACAAGCUUGAAGGCGUGGCCCGCGAGGCCAGCGAGGGGCAGGGCCCAGCCUUGGACUACCAGCCUUGUAGUGAUGCUGCGCUCCGACCUGCUCUCCCGCAGGUCGGAGCCUGUGGCCGCUUGUCGCGGAGUAGCGGCGCGGGCGGGCCAUGUCUUGGGACUCCCCGUCGCUGUGGGUGCUGGUAGAGGAGCACGUUCCGCUCCCGGAGCGGCCCGAAGUGAAGAGGAUUCUGGGGGAGACGACGGUGGACCUGAGCCUGGAACUCCGGGCAGAGGUGGUGAUGCUACAGUCACUGCUCCGUGAGGCUCGAUCCUCCCAAGCCUCUGGCUCCCGACCCACCUCUGACCCCUCCUCCCUUCUGGCACCACCGCCCCUCCUAAGAGACCUCGUGCGCCAGGAACUGAGACAGCUGCUCCUUGGUCUCCGCCAGAAGGCCAUCUGCGAGGGCAGAGACCAGACCCAGGCUUGGAUCCAGUAUAGCCCCAGGGUCCUGCGCUUUGCCCUGGAGGAGCCUGGGUGUAAUUUGCCAGAACAGGAGAUAUUCCAGAUGAGAGCUGGUGAAUCCAGCAGUCAGAGGGACCUCAGCGUCAUCAAGGACCAGCUGAACGUGUCCAGCAUCGACCAGGUUGCCAGACACCUGCGGAGCCUCCUGGAGGAGGAGUGUCACACGUUGGAGAGGAUGAUCCCCAUCCUACAGCGCCGCCUGGAAGAGGAGUAUACAGGGGCAUCCCAGCCCUCUGAGGCCACCCUAGAGCCCACCCUGGCAGAGCUACGGGAACAGAAGGUGGCCAUGCAACAAGAGCUGCAGGUGCCUCUGAGGCCUUCCUGUAUCUCUUCCAGCCACAGGCAGCAGCCCGCGGGGUCCUCCAAAGGUCUCAGACCCUUGCCUUGCCUCCGUGGGGCUUCUGGAGUUGGGGCUGAGUCUCUCCGGUGCUGCCUGCCUGCCCCUCCUCUGGAGCGCUGCCCCCGACCUCGAGGCCUGACUACCACCUGCCGCUGGGGACGGAAGCUUCAGCGCAGCCCCGGGAAAAGGCCAGCUUCUACUCCAAUGUCCAGUACAGCACCCCAGGCCCCAACCUGAACGACCAGUCACAAAGUAGGCUUCGGCUCCUGGUGGAACUCGCCCCAUCUGCUGCUGCCACCUCUCAGCUGCCGUGGCCCAGCCCGAUUCAGAUCUCGUCUUGGUUGGAUGGGCCCUGGCCAGGACGCCAAGGCUGUCUGUCUGUCUGGCCCUUGCCCCACCCCCUCGCCAAGUCCCUAGUGUCUGCUUCUGACAAUCAUAGCCUUUGGCCUUUCUUCUCCCAGCCCUCCACAAACUCUUGGCAGGCAGAGGUCUCAUCCCAGCCCCAACUCUUGUCCCCCUGGGGGACUCACACAAAGCACAGCAGCAGCUCAGAGACAGGAAUAGAAAUUUCAUUAAAAUCUAUGGACUUUAAAA
Messenger RNA from Neofelis nebulosa (Clouded leopard), 1942 nucleotides. It is a transcript of the gene CCDC24, whose product is annotated as coiled-coil domain containing 24. Lineage: Eukaryota; Metazoa; Chordata; Mammalia; Carnivora; Felidae. The transcript has 8 exons. The coding region runs from base 653 to 1585 and encodes 310 amino acids. The record is from RefSeq and is a predicted model, not a curated record.